AUGUCCGCCAUCGACAACGAAGAUCUUAUCGACUACGAGGAGGAGGUCGCCGUCGCCCCUACCUCCACUAACGGUGCCGCCGCUACCGGCAAUGGCGCCGCUGCCACCGCGGAUGCCGACAAAGACAAAAAGGGCUCCUACGUCGGCAUCCACUCUACAGGUUUCCGCGACUUCCUUCUCAAGCCCGAGCUGCUCCGAGCCAUCUCGGACCUUGGUUUCGAACACCCUUCCGAAGUCCAGCAAGAAUGUAUCCCCCAGUCGAUCCUCGGCAUGGACGUGGUUUGCCAGGCCAAAUCAGGUAUGGGUAAGACUGCCGUCUUCGUACUCGCCACGCUGCAGCAGAUCGAGCCCGUCGACGGUGAAGUGUCAGUGCUUGUGCUCUGCCACACGCGCGAGCUGGCCUACCAGAUCCGCAACGAGUACGCCCGCUUCACGAAAUACAUGCCCGAUGUCAGAACGGGCGUGAUCUACGGCGGCACGCCCGUCGCCGAGAACCAGGCGAUGCUCAAGGACAAGGCCAAGUGCCCGCACAUCCUCGUCGGCACGCCCGGACGUAUGAACGCGCUGGUGCGCGACAAGAGCCUCAAGGUGUCGGGCGUCAAGCACUUUGUCAUUGACGAGUGCGACAAGAUCUUGGAGCAGGUCGACAUGCGAAGGGACGUGCAGGACAUCUUCCGUGCCACUCCUCACCACAAACAGGUCAUGAUGUUCUCGGCCACGCUCGCCAAGGAGGUGCGCCCUACGUGCAAGAAGUUUAUGCAGAACCCACUCGAAAUCUACGUCGACGACGAGACCAAGCUGACGCUGCACGGUCUGCAGCAGCACUACGUUCGCCUGGAGGAAUCGGCCAAGAACCGCAAGCUCAACGAUCUGCUGGAUUCGCUCGAGUUCAACCAGGUGAUCAUCUUUGUCAAAUCCAUCUCGCGCGCCAAUGAGCUGGACAAGCUGCUGCGCGAGUGCAACUUCCCCUCGAUCUGCAUCCACGGCGGCCUGGCGCAGGAGGAGCGCAUCAAGCGCUACCAGCAGUUCAAGAACUUCGAGAAGCGCAUCCUGGUGGCUACCGACAUCUUUGGACGUGGUAUCGACGUCGAGCGUGUCAACGUCUCGAUCAGUUACGACACGCCUACGGAUGCGGACAGCUACCUGCACCGUGUGGGUAGGGCUGGACGUUUCGGUACCAAGGGUCUGGCGAUCAUGUUUGUCUCGUCGGACGAGGACGCCGAGGUGCUCAAGCAGAUCCAGAGCCGUUUCGAGGUCGCGGUUCCAGAGCUGCCCGAGACGAUCGAGGCCAGUUCGUACAUGAACGCCUGA
Messenger RNA from Sporisorium graminicola, 1311 nucleotides. RefSeq lists its product as uncharacterized. Gene Ontology annotation, biological process: mRNA splicing, via spliceosome; mRNA export from nucleus. The record is from RefSeq and is a predicted model, not a curated record. Gene Ontology annotation, molecular function: RNA helicase activity; RNA binding; ATP binding. The transcript has 5 exons. The coding region runs from base 1 to 1311 and encodes 436 amino acids. Lineage: Eukaryota; Fungi; Basidiomycota; Ustilaginomycetes; Ustilaginales; Ustilaginaceae.